Molecule: messenger RNA, 5620 nt
Organism: Haliotis rubra (blacklip abalone)
Lineage: Eukaryota; Metazoa; Mollusca; Gastropoda; Lepetellida; Haliotidae
Product: N-terminal kinase-like protein
Biological process (GO): protein phosphorylation
Molecular function (GO): protein kinase activity; ATP binding
Source: RefSeq, a predicted model, not a curated record
GCGCAGGUGCACGUUUCCGCUUCCGGACACAUGAGAGCUGACACGAAGUCUCAGUGAUUACAAGUGAAAUAGACAUUGUUUUGAGCGUUUAAUGGGAGAUUCGAGAUGUGGUCCUUCUUCAGUAGGGACCCUACGAAGGACUUUAAUUAUGACAUAGGUGAAAAAGUGCCAGGUUUGGAAGACAAGUCGAUAUGGACUCUGUACAGUGGGAAGAAGAGGGGAACUGGAGAUCCUGUGUCAGUAUUUGCAUUUGAUGUCAAAAGUGCCAGUGAAUCUCAGGUAUGUUCAAGUUGCAAAGGAGCAUUCAAGAGGAUAAAGACAUUGCGGCAUCCAAAUUUCUUGACUUUUCUUGAUGGAAUUGAGACAGAUAAGGUGAUAUACUUUGCCACUGAGGCAGUAACCCCACUUGAGACUCAUCUGAACAACAAUGACGGAGAUGCCAAGAAUGAGCUGGCCAUAUCAUGGGGCCUGCAUCAGAUCGUGAAAGGGUUAUCCUUCCUGGUGAAUGACUGCAGCUUGAUCCACAACAAUGUGUGCAUGGCGUCAGUGUUCGUGGACCAGGCCGGGGAGUGGAAGCUGGGUGGAGUCGAGUACAUGUACCCUGCUGAGGGGGCACAAUCUAUCCCCCCUGUCAAAAUACUCCCCAUUUUGGAAAAGUACGAUCCUCCUGAGAAGGCUGAUAUGAAGAGGGGAAUCAGGGGAGAUAAGUGGUCAUCGGACAUGUGGGGACUGGGUUGUCUUAUCUGGGAAGUCUUCAAUGGAACACUACCAAGGACAUCAGCACUUAAGUCACUUGGCAAGAUUCCAAAAAGCCUUGUACCAAACUACUGUGAACUUGUUGGGGCCAACCCCAAGUCAAGGCCUAAUCCUGCCAAGUUCAUGGGAGCAUGUCAGCGUAAAGAUGGCUUCAUGAACAAUUCUUUUGUCAAGUCCAUGUUGUUCUUGGAAGAAUUUCAGAUCAAAGACCAGAAUGAAAAGACAAAGUUUUUCUCCAACCUCACUCCAUCACUAGAUUCAUUUCCACCCCAGUUCUGUCGACAUAAGAUCUUACCACAGCUCAUGAAUGCAUUCGAGUACGGCAAUGCUGGGUCUUCAGUAUUAGCACCUUUGUUUAAGCUUGGAAAACUGCUUGAUGCUGAUGAGUAUCAAAAGAAAAUAGUUCCCUGUGUUGUCAAACUGUUCUCCUCACCAGAUAGAGCAACCAGAGUCAAACUUCUGCAACAGGUGGAGUAUUUUGUGGAACACUUACAAUCUAACACAGUGAAUGAUCAGAUCUUCCCCAAUCUCAUCAGUGGCUUCUCAGACACAAAUCCAGUGGUCAGGGAGAGCACAAUCAAGGCGAUGCUUCAUUUAGCAUCAAAACUCAACUAUAAAAACUUGAAUGAAGAACUUAUGAAACAUUUUGCUCGCCUCCAGGCUAAGGAUGAUCAGGGCGGCAUCAGAACAAACACCACAGUCUGUCUUGGGAAGAUCGGACAUUUUCUCAACCCAAGCAUCAGACAGAAGAUCCUGUGUUCGGCCUUCCUGCGAGCAACUAAGGACCCCUUCCCUCCAGCACGUCAAGCAGGUGUGCUGGGUCUGGCAGCCACACAGAACUUGUACAGCCUGAAGGAAAUCUCGGGUCGCCUUCUGCCAUCACUGUGUUGCAUGACCAUGGACCCGGAGAAGAUCGUCCGAGACCAGGUAUUCAAGGCCAUUAAGGGUUUCAUAGGUAAACUGGAGAAAGUGUCCGAAGAUCCAGAGCUGGAGGAACAAAUAGAGAGAGAGGUGAUGACGGGUGGAUCUGAAGCAGCAGCAGCAGGCUGGGCUGGCUGGGCUGUGACCGGGAUGACAUCUAUCACAUCCAAGAUCUACAACAAGGCCACAGCCAAGAAGAAGACUCCUUCCAUGUCUGGGGUCAGGAAUAUCACUGGUCAAGUCCCCACCUCACCAGACAAGGCAACACCAUCAUCCCAGCAGCCAGCUGUUGCUGAAGAGGAGGAAGAAGAGGAGGAGGGAGAAGAAGAGCAGGAGCAACAGACAGAUGAAGGAUGGGAUGCAGAAGACUGGGGAGACAUGGACGAGAUGGGAGUCAGUCAGCCUACAGCACCACGCAGUGGCCAGCAGAACCAGGCAGUUUCAUCAUCAGCGACUGAUGGUUGGGACAAUGAUGAUGAUGAUGACUGGGGCAGUCUGGAAGAUACUGGCAAAAGUAAAACUAGUGCAUUGGGCGGUUGUUCAGGUAGAUCCAGUGCUGCCAAGUCUGGAGCAUCUGACUGGGGAAAUGACUGGGGCCAGGAUGACUUCACCUCCACAGCUGACAGUGGCAUGAUGUCCACCAGUGACUAUAACUGGGGUGGUGAUUCCACAAGCGGUGACUUCUUUUCAACAAGCAUGGGCGUAGGCAAGACAAAUAAACCAUCACAGAGUUCAGCCAGGAGGAAAACACCGCCAAAGGAGACUCAGAAGUCUCCAUCACCAGCCCCAGCUCCGAGAGCAGCAUCAGCAAAAGUCACAUCACCCUCCAGCAAAUCAGAGGAUGCUGCCUGGGCUGAUACAGGAGGGGGCUGGGACAAUGACGAGGGGGGAUGGACAGAUGACUCCUGGGGCUUAGGAGGGGGUAUGUCUGAAGCUGAGCGCAAGAAACAAGAACGAGAAGAGAAGAAACUGCAGCGUCAGCGGGAGCUCCAGGAGAAAAGAGAAGCUAAAAAAGGGGCAAUGAAACUGGGUGCCAAGAGGAUUGGCUAAAGCUUGUAAGGAACUCAUUUUGUCAAACUGAACCCAGAAAACAUGUGAAGAUCAUGACGAUGGUGACAGGACUCAAGUUGUUCCCUGAUGAACAUUCAAGUAGGACAUGCUGUAUGGUGGAUGAGCUUGUGUAUACAUAUACUGCAUUGUUGUACAUUGGAAGAUCCAAGUGUAGGUAUAUUUUUAGAAGCGCUGGAUGUUGGAAGAUCUGUGUAUCGGAAGUGCUAAUGUUGCCAGAACUCAACUGUACAGUUGUGUGUGGACGAUGAGACGCUGUGUUGUGUAGGUAUUAUUACCACUGAUCUGUGGAUGCAUGCUGUGAUGCCCAUAUGUGAUCUAUAGAUGAAACAUGCAUGUAUGGUAUGAAUAUUGCAGUCGAAGAUACAAGCAGUUGUUAAGGUAUAUUUAUCAUAAGUUGUUACGGAGAUGUUGACUUUCGGUGCUUGUUUGUUUUUUCUGUGAAUGUAUGGAAAGGCUAUGUACGAUUUUGUGCACCCACUGAUUGUUGGAUUAUUUCAGUUACCAUGUUUUUUUUCUCAGACUGUUUCAACAGAAAAUCAUACUCCCAUCCAUCAUGUUUAGGCAGUUGUGUUUCUUUUAGUGUUCUUUAGGAUUGGUGGUCAACUUCAAUUUAUUUGGAUUGCAAAACAUAAUUACAUGUAUCCUAUUGUGAAACAGUAACUGAUAGAUGUGAAAUAACAAGUAAUAUUUGAAUGCUUUGGUUUCAUCCAUCUUUCCUGGGAGUACUCUGAGAAGAUGGAUCUCUUGCCAAUUCCUGCAUGUGGCAUAAUAUGCUGUUCCUACUCUACAAGCAACUGUCUGAAAUUCUGUGAUAUUUGUUCCACCUUACUUCAACGUGAACCACCUGCAUGAAGUGUUUCUUAUUCUUACAUUUGAAGUUGGGUGUUUCCACACACACAAUAUUCUGAAAUAGAGUCAGUUCAGACAAACUUUUGCCUUUUGUCUUCAUCAAGAAGAAUUACAGCUUUCAAACUAUUGUUGAACUUGACAAAUGUUCCAUGCUUGAACUCUCACUUUUCUUGUCAAUAAGUCUGUGCCCACAUAUCUUUGCCUGUUUUUGUUCACAGUGGCCUGGGGGGGUUGGGUAGCCUAGUGGUUAAGGCAUUAGCUUGUCACACCGAAGACCUGGGUUCGAUUCCCCACAUGGCCCAUUUCUGGUGUACCCUGCCGGGAUAAUGCUGGAAUAUUGCUUUAACGCGACAUGAAACUACACUCACUCAUAGUGGCAUCAUAUCAAACUCGCUCAUUACUAUCUCAUGAUCCUUUGAAGAUUAGAGGAACCUAUUCUGUUUAAACGGCCUCUUCAGUCAGGGUCGAUAUCAACGAAACACAGCUAUUUAUGUGAAUCAUUGUUGAUGAUGUCAUGGACCAUUUCAGUUUCUUUUCUACAUACACUGCUAGGCUAUUGAUAAAUAAAGAUUACCUAUUACAUCUCAACUUAUGUUACACAUUCUUUUGUUUGUUUCUCUGCUGACUUCAACAUCUGACACUGUUAUCUUCAUAUAAUUUGAAGAAUAAAGGAUUUGGUUAUUGCUCUAAUAUGUGCUCUAUUUCUGUGACAGAUUUUCUGCUGCUAUCAAGACAUAUUGAAUGAUGACCUUUCAUGAAAUAGGAGUAAUGUCAGUCUCUGUGAAUUAUAGCCUUGCUUCAUAACAUCACAUAGAAACAUUAUGUCUCCUAAUCGAAAAUGAAAUGAUGCUUUGCAGUGGUUAUGUACAGAGUGGUAAAGUGAGUCUGGUAUUGGUAAAGUGACUCAAUUAAGUUGUACUUGUCUUUCAGUUAGUGAUAGAUAAUACAUACAGUAUCUAUGGGAGUAGUAUUGGUCUAGAUCAUUUUUACUGUGACUCUGCAUUUAAGAACAAUGAAUAAUGGAAGAAAGUGAUAAUGCUUCUUGCUCUACAGGGUACAAGAUAUAGUUCUUCUGUUUUAGGAGGGAUAGAACUGGUUUUUAGGAAUGGACAAAUGGUUUUAUUGUUUUGACUUGUGUCUUGUAGCAAUUACUGUAAAAACUCACUAGUCACAGUCUCAAUAAUCAAUAACACUGCCAGAUGGGUAAUGCAUAUCAGCUAUUUGUCAACUCAGCUUAUGCUCUGUGUUACAAGGGUUUUGCUGUAGAUCUAAGAUGGAAGUAGGUCCCAGCUAUAUAGUGUGCAGAUAUCACUCCUUCGGGAGUUUUGGUCAUCGUAAAAUAUGUUGUCCUCAUUACAUAAUGUCAGAUGAACUAUACUACUUGACUUUUUAUAAGGAUAUGAUGGUGCAGAUAAUGAAUAUAAGGUUUAAUAUAUGUUAUAUUUGGGAUUACAUGUUUUCAGUAAAGUACAGAUUCUGGUAAUUUUAGUGGAUUCCAGGAUUCGAACCCACACUCUCCACGUCAAACACACAGUGAUCUAGCCUAUUUGGCCACAACAGCUUCCACAAGUAUGAAUGUCUGACAACUGGUAGUUGAAAAGAAUCUGCACUUUACUGAGAAAGUGUAACCCCAAAUAUAACGUACAUGUAUGUUACAUUUUACCACUGUCUGAAACACAAUGUAUAGUCACAGUAUCUGGUUUGUGUAUCAUGUAAAGGUGAAAAAAUGUCCUUAUCAAAACAUAAGUAGUAUAAUGAUUACUGUACAUGCAGUAUGUACAUCUCCAUUGAGGCAUGUUUUAUUGUGGAAAAAUGAGCCUUUCCUGAUAUUGUUUUUGUCCCAUUUGACCUGGCUACACUUGAUUCCAUCCAGUUUCUGUCCCUGUGGUGGUAUUACAGGGGAUUUUGUUGAUGUGUCAGGAUAUUUAUUGUAAAUUAUUAGAGCUGUAUUAUGACCUUGCAAAUGGUGAAAAUGUACAAAGAUAUUUCUGUACAGCUAUGAAUGAAUAAAUGAAUACCUGUA